Messenger RNA from Cotesia glomerata, 1787 nucleotides. RefSeq lists its product as uncharacterized. The transcript is spliced from 8 exons. Lineage: Eukaryota; Metazoa; Arthropoda; Insecta; Hymenoptera; Braconidae. The coding region runs from base 221 to 1624 and encodes 467 amino acids. The record is from RefSeq and is a predicted model, not a curated record.
CUCAGAGCUUCAAUCCCUUAUAUUAGGGUUUGAUACUACUACCCCCUGUAGUGUAAUAAAGCUUAGAGUCGUAGGUGGAAUAAUGCAAUGGACGCGUGCGCGGAUAGUAUAAUCAUACGGGAAUAAUACUUAUUCUAGCUGAAAUUAAUUAAGAACAAGAUAUUGUGAUUAAUAUAACAAGCCAAUCACCAAGAUCUGUUCAGCAGACAUAAGGCUAUGAAUGAAGACCAAAUCCUGUUACUUCGAGAUUGUGGUGGUGUUGCUGUUAUCUGUAAUUCCCUGGCCAGGACCAUCUGUCUUUAAAAUAUCAUGCCCCCGGGAUCGCGCGUCCAUGGUGCGACGAAUCGUGCAUAAGAGAUGGAUACCAAUUUUAAAAAAGUAUCAGGUGGAAUUGCCUUUAGAAUGCCCAUUCCACAACAGUCGAGACAUUUUUUACCCUCAGCAAGUGGCCAAGAUACAGCACAGGACAUCACAGUGGACGUGUGGACUGUGCGGAAAAUCCUUUUAUGCAGAAAAACAUCUUGAUGCACAUUUUGAUAGCAGGCAUAAAAGUAAUGUCAAUACGGCUGAAGAUGCCGUUUGUUUAGCAAAUUACUGUGACAUCAUGCGUUGUGAUGUCUUGGGUAUGAUGGAACUCGAUGGUUCUUUAGUUGACGAUCCAGCAGGUUCUAUAAACACAGAUGUACAAGUUUGGCGAGAGAAUACGGAUAGUAGGGUGACACCUUACGUGCCCUGUGAAUGUCGUGAAUUAGCGAGAGUGUACAGUAGUAAUGCUGGUAGUGGUGAUAAAUCGGGAAUUAUUUCUGCAAAUCCAUCUUAUCAUCGUCACUCGAAGCAUUGCCAGACGGGUGAACGUGCCACUACAUCAGCUACUUCUUCAUCAUCAUCAACAACAACAACAUCAACGACUACCACGUCAUCUUCUUCUGGCUAUGAUCAUGAUGCUCCUCAUGAUACCGACAACAAGAGUAGCGCUUGUGAUAAUGAUGAUAACGAGGGUGAUAAUGAUACAAGCAAUUUAGUGGAAGCCGCUCUCCCAGCUGCUAGUGACAGACGUGAAAGAAAUCGUGAGUCAGAAAUGAGAAAGCUUAAGUCUAAUUGUAAUCCAGAAGAAUUACAAAAGCUCAAAAUACAGUGUGAGGUAUUAGUUCGAGAUUGUAUAGCCGGUCUACUUGCUAAUCUCUCGAUAAAAGAUUUUCAAGAAAUAGAAGGAGAGUUAAAUCGUGCAAUUUGUUGGUACUUGAGUUGUGAUAGAUAUUGGGAAGAUACUAAGCGCCAUCAACGUCAUACUCCUUGGUACCUGUUCGUUACAUUUUUGUUUUUACUUUCAUCUGGUAUAUCUGCAUGUUAUUAUGUCGUCUCUCUUCUCCUCAGUUCGGGAGACGAUGAUUGCAUGGAUGGUAGCGAGGACAAUCCAGAUUUUCAUGAUGGACCAGAUCGACCAUCUAGUUCGCUACAUGAUCCUGGAGGUGAUGGUCAGUUAGAUGAGAGACGAAAAUAUGAAGACGAAGAUAGACUGAUUGCUGCCGGAGCGAUGCCGGAUCAUUACAUUUACGUCGCUUAUCCACCAGAACUUAAACGUCGUCUUCUAGAAAGUUGCUAUAAUCGAACGACGAGGUUGUAGCUCCGCCGAAGAUGAUUUAAUAAAACAAAUAAAUACUUUUUUCGAUUAACGCACGCACAUUAUCAUGAGCAACACAUUCUUUCGUCCUUAAGUAGCCACUUGUAAAUCUAAUUAAUUACAAACAAAAAACAAAGAAAGAAAGUAUUUCCGAAGUUGAAACAAA